Messenger RNA from Suillus clintonianus, 3186 nucleotides. RefSeq names its product Metalloenzyme, LuxS/M16 peptidase-like protein. The transcript has 21 exons. The record is from RefSeq and is a predicted model, not a curated record. Gene Ontology annotation, molecular function: metal ion binding. Bases 1 to 3186 code for a protein of 1061 amino acids. NCBI's taxonomy places the organism in Eukaryota, Fungi, Basidiomycota, Agaricomycetes, Boletales, Suillaceae.
AUGUCACCUUCUCUAAAUGGCUCAGCUGCCCCACACGAUAACUCCAAGACUUAUGGAAAUUUCGACUUGGUUAAACGUUUCAAACUAGACUACACCGACGUCGUCGUAUCAAGAUGGCAGAGCCGCGUUACUGGUCUCACUGUUGUGCAUCUCGAUUAUGAAGCACCUAUCGUAAAUGGCUACUUCGUUGUUGGUACCGAAAUCUUUGAUGACAGCGGCUGUCCGCACACUUUAGAGCAUCUCGUCUUCAUGGGUUCGGAAAAAUACCCAUACAAAGGCAUCAUAGACCACCUUGCAAACCGCGGGUUUUCUAACGGAACCAAUGCAUGGACGGACACCGAUCAUACUGCGUAUACUGCCUCAACUGCUGGGGAGCAAGGCUUCCUUCAGCUUUUACCGAUAUAUCUGGAUCACAUCCUCUAUCCCACAAUGACCAAGGCAUCCUUCUUGACUGAGGUUCACCACAUCAAUACAAAGGGCGAGAACAGUGGUGUCGUAUACAGUGAAAUGCAGGGCCGCGAAAAUACGUCGGGCGAUCUCAUGGGCCUUCGCUCGCAGCGUCUCUUGUACCCUCCUGGGAGUGCCUAUCGUAGUGAGACCGGUGGACUCAUGGCAGCACUUAGGGUUCUAUCUGUCGAGCAAAUCAGGGACUAUCACGCCACUUACUAUGUCCCGCACAAUUUAUCCUUGAUCGUGACCGGGAAGCUUUCAAGCGGAACGGAAUCUCUGUUGGCUGUAGUGCAGGACAAGGUUGAACCUAGCAUUAUUUCACAUGGUCAGAACCAUGGCCCCCGCCCGAGCGGUUGGAAACGACCCUUCGUGGAGACUGCUAGUGCCAACCGCUCUCCCAUCAUGAAAAUCACGAAGGAAACCGUUGAAUUUCCUGAGAAGGACGAGAGCCAAGGCGAACUUUUGAUCAUUUAUACUGGUCCCUCGCCCAACGACUUCAUGGAGCGAAAAGCUUUAGACAUUCUUGCUACAUACCUUACAUCAUCGCCUGUCGCCCCUUUGAACAAGGAGUACAUCGAAAUCGAGUCGCCUCUCUGUUCGUAUAUCUAUUUUAGCGAAGACACUCGCUCGACAAUGGUUGAUCUGCCGAUCUACAUUGGUUCGGUCCCUGUCGAAGAACUGGAUAACUUCGAUCAGAAGCUUGUCGCAAGUUUCAAACGGAUUGCGUCUGAUGGUAUUGAUAUGACGAGAAUUUCCAUGGUCAUCAACCGGGACGAGCGCCAGCUUCGCAGCAAAUUGGAGUCAGCCAAAGGUGACACCUUCUCAGGUGCAAUUAUAAGUGACUUCCUGUAUGGCGCUGCGGAUGGUUCGGAUAUGCACCCUGCCUUAGAUGAAAUCAAUUAUUACAAGACUUUGCGGACAUGGACUGAUUCCCAAUGGGUGGGUCUCAUGCACAAGUACAUCAUUGACCGCCCUUACGUUGUCGUCAUUGGCAAACCAUCUGCAACUCUGGCAGAGAAGCUCGAGCAAGACGAAAAGACUCGCCUCGCUACUCAGCGGGAGACGCUCGGUCCCGAUGGUCUUGCCAAUGCAGAGCGGGAGCUAGAAGCUGCAAAAGCUGAACAUGAGAAGCCAAUACCGACCGACAUUUUGACAUCGUUCCCUGUUCCUGAUGUGAAGAGCAUCUCCUGGAUACCUGUUCAGUGUGUUCAAGAGCCUGGCAAAGGGCGGCCAAGUACUGUGCAGAGUUCUGAACCGUCUCAGCUUUCCAGGCACAUCCAGUCUGAUGGGUCGCCGCUCUCUAUGUUCGUACAAUACGACCAUGUCAAGUCCGACUUUGUUGCUGUCCAUGCCUUCUUCUCUUUGGCUAGGUUGCCUGAUAGGCUACGGCCCUACCUCUCAACGUACCUCUCAGCGUUUUUCUCCCUCCCUGUGAAACGCGCUUCAGGAGAGGUACUCAAUCAUGAAGAGGUUGUCAACCAGCUCGACGAUGUGACAGUCUCAUACGAGGCUGUUCUAGGUAUUUCCGACCAGUUUUCCGAAACAUUGCGGGUCAGCUUCAAGGUCGAGACAUCCCAGUACGAAACAGCCAUUGCAUGGUUACGUGAUCUCGUAUAUACUUCGAUAUUUGACAAGGAAAGACUGCAAAUUUCUGCUGCAAAGCUGGCGCAAUCGCUUCCAGAACUCAAGCGUGAUGGAAACAAUGUUCUGUCCUCUGUAUGGGCCGAGAUGCUUUACGAUAAGAGCUCGACAUCGCUCGCUGGCGCCAUCCUUCCUCAAGCAGAAUUUGUACCAAAGCUCAUCCAGAACCUGCAAGAGGAUCCUGACACAGUGGUCGCGGACUUUGAGGAACUGAGGACAUACUUGACGGAUCCCACUGGAGUACGGAUAUCAGUCACAGGUAACGUUUUGGACAUACCCAAACCACGGAGCGUCUGGUCAAAACACUUUGGGGACCUUCUACCGGAAUCCAAACUUGCACCGUUGAAGCUCACAAGCGACACCCUUAGUGAUUUGGGUAAGAACCCUGCCACCAAGGCUACCGUGGUCAGCUUGCCAACGAUAGAAAGCUCGUUUGUCAACCAUACUACGAAAGCAAUUCGAGGCUUCGAUCACCCUGAAUUUCCCGCUCUCCGUGUAGCGCUCGAGGUUCUCAAUGCUGCAGAAAGUUUCCUCUGGCGUUCUAUUCGAGGUUCUGGUCUGGCGUAUGGCGCCUAUAUGUCUGUAGAUAGAGAAGCCGGCUUGCUGACAUUCUCGCUCUACCGGAGUUCCAACAGCAUGGAGGCGUUUAAACAAGCAAAAGAAGUCGUGAGCGGACUAGUUGAUGGAACUGUGGUACUGGAGGACACCGCUCUCGAUGCAGCCAAAAGCAGCAUUGUCUAUGGUGUCACCAAGAAUGUCGCAACGGCUGGCCGAGCUGCUGUUAACUCCUUUACCAACCAAGCUCUUAAAGGAGUUUCCCAGGACCACAACCUGGAGAUGCUAGAGAAGUACCAGGCAGUGACCAAGGCUGAUGUGCUCGCUGCACUGAAGAAGCAUAUAUUGCCUGUGUUCAGCUCGAAGUUUUCCACGGUCACGGUGGUCACCGCACCUUCUAAAGCGGACGAGAUUGCGGACGGAUUGACUGGUUAUGGCUUCGAAGUAGAGAAACGGACGUUGGAGGUCGAGGCCGGUGAGGAUGAGGAUGGGAGUGAGAGUGAGAGCGGCAGUGACAGUGAGAGUGACUCAGGACGAUAG